AUGGCCUUCCAGGGACCGCCCGCGACGCCGCAGCGCCCUACCCCCGGCGCGUUCGUGAACACCCCGGCCCCCAACCGACCGGGCUUUGGGCGACGGGCCUCGAUGGCGCAACCACAGCCGCUGCCCCAGUCGCGCUCGGCACAGGCGCUGCCUGCACCGCCGGCAGAGAGCGCCAUCGACCGCGCCGCGCGCACAAUCAACAGCAUGCUGGACCGGGACAACAGGUUUCCCGCGUUGGAGACGUACAUCGGGCAGGGCGUGUCCGGCGAGUACGAGCUGCCGUCCAACCCGGCCUGGUCGCCGUUCCAGAAGCUGCGCACCUACCGCCUGCCCGAGGCCGUCUUCGAGCAGGUCGACCACACGCAGAUGUCGACCAAGAUGGGCCUGUUCGCCGAGAUCAACCACGCCUGGGUCACCGUCGACAACCAGGUCUACCUGUGGGACUACACCCACCCGAACCCCGAGCUCGUCGGCUUCGAGGAGCAGCCCCACAACAUCACCUGCGUCAAGCUGCUGCGCCCGCGCGCCCACGUCUUCGUCGCCACCAUCGACUACCUGCUCGUCGUCGCGACCACGACCGACAUCUUCCUCAUCGCCGUCGAGUGCCAGCGCGGGCCCGAGGGCGUCCACGGCAUCACCCUAUACCGCACGGGGCUGUCGACAUCGGUCAGGAAGAUCAACGUCACGGCCAUCGAGGGCUCGGCCAAGACGGGACGCAUCUUCUUCGGCGACGGGGGCUCCGAAGACGUCUACGAGCUCAACUACCAGCAGGAGGACAGGUGGUUCUCGAGCAAGUGCAGCAGGACCAACCACGUCUCGACAGCAGUCGGGCUCCCAGCACUGCCCUUCUACGGCGUCUCGAAGCAGGUCGGGACGCAGCAGAUGGUCAUCGACGACACGCGGAACCUGCUGUACACGCUCUCCACAAACGGCACCAUCAAGGUCUACUACAUGCGCUCCCCCACGACGUUGGAAUGCGUCAUCACCCGCACGCUCGCAAACAUCCAGACCAUGUGCAGCCACAUCGUCCGGCAGGGGGCCGCGCUCGACAAGAUGGUUCUUGUCAGCCUGAGUCCAAUCACUGGCACCGAAGCCGACCAUCUUUCCCUGAUGGCGACCACGUCCUCAGGCUGCAGACUGUACCUAAGCACUACCUCGGGUGGCUGGAGCAGCGACAACACAAGCGCGCCAAACAGCAUGCAGCUACGGCAUAUACGGUUCCCCCCCUACGACGGUCCGGCUACGCAGCAGAGCAAUUCGACCCAAAUACAACCAUAUGCCGGUGGCACUCCACUGGGGCUCGACUCCAAAGCCCUGCGAGACACAAAAUACGGAAAUCGAUACGCGCCAGGGUCGUUCUUCUCCUUCGUCCUGAGGGCCGAGAACGACGCCAACCAGACACUCUUCAUCACGGCUCCACAUUCUGGGCUGCUGAGCCAACGGGAGACGUCUGAACCACCGCGAUACACCGAGACAGGCCUAACGCUGGAGCUCGUCGGCAGGAUUUUGGAUAUGGGCCAGGUCUCAGAGCCUUUUUCUGCCAGGAACGAGCCUCUAGGAUUCGGCAAUGAGCUGUCAACCCAGUUCGACAAACCCCUUUCUGAAUUCGCGAUUAUCACAUCAUUCGGUAUCGAGACCGUCCGAAGGAGAAGGCUAGUCGACGUCUUUGCCGCAAUCAUCAAGUACGGCAACGGGCAGGAGGGCGCAGAGAACGAUAUCCGCAAACUUGCAAAACAGUACGGUCUUGCGGAGACAGCUGCUACCGCUCUGGCUGUAGCGUGCGGUCAAGGAUCAGACGUGGGCCCCGAUUCUCGAAUCGCCAAAAUCACAGAUCCGGACGUGCUUGAUUUUGCGCGCAGGGUCUUCAUCGAGUUUGGCGGCAAGGCACAUUUGACGGAGAGCGCGACAGUCGAAGGUCUCAGCGUGGAGAACGUCCGUCCUUCAGCCCGUCACGAUGGCAUUGCAAUGUAUGUCGCUCGCCUUGUGCGCUCAAUCUGGAACUCGCCUGUCAUCGUGGAGGUUCUUGCACCGACUGGUCCUAUUCUGGCGUCUGCGCAGAACGUGGCCAAACUGCAGGACAUACAACGCGCGCUUAUGCAGCUGCAAGAAUUUCUGGAGUCAAACAAGUCUUUCAUAGAUGGCUUGGCUGGACCGGAGGCGUUGGGGCGAGUGUCUUCGCGACAGGAAGAGGUUGAGCUUCAAGGCGAGAACCGCGCUCUGACCAGUCUGCUACAGCUGGUAAACAACAUCAUCGAAGGCAUCUCUUUCGCGCUCGUCCUGUUCGAGGAGCGUCUCGAAGAUAUUCUGGUAUUGCUUCCGAGCCCAGAGUUGCAGAUUAGGGUCCGUCGCCUCACCUUCCAGGGUCUGUUCUCUGUCAAGGAGGGAAAAGAGCUUGCGCGUGAGCUGGUCAAGGCGAUCGUCAACCGCAACAUCGCCAAGGGCUCUAAUGUGGAAACAGUUGCGGAGGCAUUGCGCAGGAAGUGCGGAAGCUUCUGCAGCGCAGAUGACGUUAUCAUCUUCAAGGCUCAAGAGAACUUGAAGAAGGCAGCUGACAUGGGCGUGAAUGCCGACCGCGGACGUACCUUGCUCAACGAUAGUUUGAUGUUGUUCGAGCAAGUGGCAAAGAGCUUGAGCUUCGAGAAUCUGACGACUACAGUCAACAAGUACAUCGAGCUCGAGUUCUACGCAGGCGCUAUCCAACUUGCUCUCAAGGUCGCUCAAGAAUGGGACCGGGGGAAUAAGGCUCUGUCUUGGAUAAGAGAGAGAGAUGACCCUAACAUCGACCCGAACGAUGUUCGGAGACAAUAUUACGACGAGCGCGCUGCGUGCUACAACCUAGCUUUCGGUGUCAUCGAAGCCGUUGAUUUCGCCAACAACAACCAAGGCUUCGUUGCAGAUGGUGUCACAUCCCAAAUCACGCUUCGCAAACAGGAAGCAUAUAAUGUGAUCAACGACUCCGACGACGAGGUUUUCCAAAACUACCUCUACGAUUGGUACAUGUCGAAGGGUUGGUCUGAACGCCUGCUGCAAAUCAACUCUCCGUUUGUGGUAGAAUAUCUGCGACAGAGUGCUGAGAAGGACAUUGCUCAUGCAGACCUCCUGUGGCGCUAUUACGCCCAUUACAACGAUUUCUUGAGCGCUGCGGAGACGCAGUUUCAACUCGCAAAGAGUGCGCUCAAUCUGUCGUUGGAGAAGCGGAUAGAGUACCUCUCACGAGCGAAAGCGAAUGCUUCAACACGCAUGACCGGUUUCUCCGACACUGGGGUGCGCAACAGGCAGUCGAGACAAGAGCUCCUACGAAAUAUCAGCGACCACCUCGACGUCGCUAACAUUCAAGACGAUGUCCUGCAGAAGAUCAAGGCCGACGAACGCCUCACUGGCAAGCGGAGAGAAGAAGUCAUUCUACGUCUCGACGGCGAAAUUCAAUCCGUCGAACGAUUGUACAAUGACUAUGCCGACCAAGCCGGCUACUACGACAUCUGCCUCCUCAUCUACCACGCCGCCGACCACCGCAGCAUCCCAGACAUCCGCCACACAUGGACCAACCUCAUCGACCAAGUGCACCGCAUCGCGCUCAAGGACCGCCAAUCCGCGCCCUGGGAGUCGGUCGCCCUGAAAGUCGAAGACAUCGGCCGUCGCGUCAAUCUCAACGAGAACGUCUUCCCCGUCAACAUCGUCUUCCAACUCCUCCUACAGUACGACCUUGGCUUCUACGCACACGACGCACAGAGCGCCACCGGGACCCUGGCCCUCAAUUCAAACCUGACCUGGCCCAUCGACGUGCUGCUCAAACUCAACGCGCCGUUUGAGAUCCUAGUCGCCACGCUGGAAUCACUCUGGUACGGCCAGGAACAGCCCUUUGCGGGCCGCAACCGCAAGCUGCUCGUCAAGUGGCUUGUGUAUCUCGUCGAGCAGUGGAACGUAGUGAGCCGGCGGACGGGCGCGCACUUUGGCGGCGUCGAGAACGCGAUCGGAUUGUCUGAUUUGCUGCGCGUUGUGCUGGGUAGUGAGGUUUUGGGGCGCGAGGAUAGGGAGUGGGCGGAUCGGGCGAGGGAUGUUAAGGCUAUUGUUGAUGAGGCUGCGCGGUGAGGUGGGGGGCAUGUAGAGUUGGAAAUCAAGGGAAUUGGAAUGGAAUGGAAUGGAAAGAUAGUAGGAGGGGAGCAUGUGACGAUAUGAGAGAGCUCUUUGUUUUUCUUCGCAACCUGGGCUUUUGUGUAUUCUUUCCCAGCGGCGUGGCGUUUUCUUUUUUGUCUAGGGUAUCGGCGUCAAAAGCAUAUUGGUCUUGUAGGAUGGAUGGAUGGAUUGUUUCUAACUGGAAAGCGGGUUUUGAAGACGGUCAUUUUUGGAGGUAGAGAUCUUUAACCUCUUUUUUGUUAUCUUUUUGAAUCUCAGUAAUGAUAUGAAAAACUCGACUG
This is a messenger RNA of Dothidotthia symphoricarpi CBS 119687, 4415 nucleotides long. RefSeq names its product nucleoporin Nup157/170. Lineage: Eukaryota; Fungi; Ascomycota; Dothideomycetes; Pleosporales; Dothidotthiaceae. Gene Ontology annotation, biological process: transcription-dependent tethering of RNA polymerase II gene DNA at nuclear periphery; protein localization to nuclear inner membrane; protein import into nucleus. The record is from RefSeq and is a predicted model, not a curated record. The coding region runs from base 1 to 4089 and encodes 1362 amino acids. The transcript has 4 exons. Gene Ontology annotation, molecular function: structural constituent of nuclear pore. Gene Ontology annotation, cellular component: nuclear pore; nuclear pore inner ring.